AUGAACCGCAUGCUUGACGUUUCUCAAAUGGAAAUCAUGGUUAUGUUAGCAACUCACAUGGUGCGAUCGUGGAAGAGUGCGAAUCGUACCUGGACGGAACAGUACCAGUACUUGUUGGCACUGCUGCGCCACGGCGCGUUCCGCCGGAACCCCAGAUAUCCAGCGAGGGACCUGGACUGGUUCGGGUUCUCGGAGGUCUCAGGCAAGGAGAAUUAUGCUGUCGUCGGCGCUGACUUCAAGACAUGGGGGCUGCGGUUUUGGCAGCGACUCUUUGCCGUGUGGCAAAUGAGCAGCGGGGACUGGACCGAAGUGUUCAAGAUGAUCGCGCUCAGCGGGGAGCUGGAGGAUAUAGCCCUCGUCUACUUCGAGAAGAUGCUGGCUGGGCGGACGGCUGUGUCAAACGCGCUCGAUCACACCAUGAACAGCAUGCUCAUACUGUACAUGGCGCCGAUGUCAUCAGCCAAGAGCAUCGAGCGAAUGUCCAAGGAGAAAAGCCCGAUCAAGACCAUGCCCGAGCACUACCAGAUCUUGGUGUCGGCGCUACCGUUCGUCCAGAACGCAAUGCUAAUGCACCUCAUUACACAGCGCACGGAUCACCUCCAACAGGCCGCAGGGCUCAUCUCUUUUGCGAUCGAGUACGAAGCCGAUCCUGGACAGCGGGUUCAGCGUGCAUCUAUCAAGAUGCUCAAGGACACAGUGGACUGCGAUCCAAUAUGCCGCGUAGCUAACGGCGGAAGCUUUUAUAUAAGCAUGGUGGGGACAGUCAAGCUACGGACAAUCAUCGACGGAAACGAGGUCGUCUACUGGACCUGUCAAAUGUCUACUACUCGGACAACCUAA
Molecule: messenger RNA, 840 nt
Organism: Phytophthora sojae
Lineage: Eukaryota; Oomycota; Peronosporomycetes; Peronosporales; Peronosporaceae
Exons: 4
Coding region: 1-840 (279 amino acids)
Source: RefSeq, a predicted model, not a curated record